AUGUCCGAAAUUGUUAACCAACAUGAGGUCAAUCAAAGUUAUUGGUUUAAAUGGAAUGAUUAUCAAAAUCAUCUUUCCGAUGUAGUUAGACAACUCCUAGAGGAAGAUUGUAUGGUGGACGUUACCCUAGCUGCUGCUGGGGAACGUAUUCAUGCUCAUCGUAUAGUUCUUUGUGCUUGUAGCACUUUAUUUCGAGAAAUAUUGAGUCAAGUUAAUGAAGAUCAUUCAACAAUAAUAUUAAGUGACAUAUCUGCUCAAGACAUAAAAUCUAUCAUAGAAUUUACUUACCAUGGAGAAGUAAGAGUUCCAGUUGAAAAUAUUAGUAGUUUAUUAGAUGCAGCACGUUCAUUAAAAAUCUGUGGUCUUAUCGAAAUUGAUGGGCUUGAAGAAACUGAUUCUGUUAUAAGCAAUAAAGAUUUUAAUGAUAAUAAUGAAGAACCAAUGACUGUGAUUAGUGAGACAGAGGAAAAUGUUAUUAAUGCAUUACAACAUAAUUAUGAAGAUUUAGAAGAUCAACAAAAAGAUGAGGUUAUUGAAAAUUCUUCCUUAAUUAAAAAAAAGAAACGCAGACGUGAUACAACAAAAAGGGAUUAUAGUGAUGAUAUGUUAGCAUCAGCAAUUAAUGAUUUAAAAGCAGGCCAAACAUUAAUAGAAGCUUCUACUAAACAUAACAUACCACGUUCAACUUUGUAUAUGCGUGCUAAAGCAUUAGGUAUACAUUUAAAUGCAUCAAGAAAUGAAUAUCCAGCAGAAUGUAUGAAAGCUGCUAUAAAUGCGGUAAUUGCUGGGUCAAGUUUGCAGCAUGCAUCAGAAAUGUUCAGUAUACCGAAGACUGUAUUAUGGAGAAGAAUUCAAAAAGAAGGAUAUCAGAUACUACGUUCAGAAAUGAAAAGAUCUUAUGGAUCUGAUAAACGGGAAGCUGCUGUUAAAGCUUUGGAAAGAGGAGAGAAUUUAACAAAAGUUGCACUUGAAUUUAAAAUACCGAAGACUACUCUAUUUAGAGAUAAAGCUCGAUUAGUAGAUGAAGGGAAAUUACCAUUGUCAUUUUGGAAGAAACGUAAAACAGAAAAUGAAGAAUUAAAAAAGUCGCGUUUGGAGGAAGCUGUUGCUGCUUGUAAAGGAGGAAAAAUGUCGCAAGCAGCGGCAUCGAUGACUUAUCAUAUUCCAAAGACAACAAUAUGGAGACGUCUUCAACAAGAUGGUAAAAAAUCAGAGAGGUUAUUAAGUUCAAGAAAACAAAGGAUAAUGGAUUCUAAACAUAAUACAGAAACAAAGGUACAAGAAGGAUCAGAUUUUACUUAUUGCGAGGUUUCCUCAGAAAUUCCUAUAACUUAUAUAGAUGAAAAUAGUAUACCUGAAGAUUCUGUGAUAAUAUUAACAGCAGAAGAUAUGGAUGGACUUAAUUUAGAAGAAGGACGACAAAUUAUCGUUAAUUCAGAAUCAGGACAAGAAUAUGUUCCUUGUGCUAUAAGUAUUGAAGAAAACUCAAAUUAUUCACAAACAGAAAGUUAG
Molecule: messenger RNA, 1512 nt
Organism: Eufriesea mexicana
Lineage: Eukaryota; Metazoa; Arthropoda; Insecta; Hymenoptera; Apidae
Product: protein abrupt
Exons: 7
Coding region: 1-1512 (503 amino acids)
Biological process (GO): regulation of transcription by RNA polymerase II
Cellular component (GO): nucleus
Molecular function (GO): protein binding; DNA binding
Source: RefSeq, a predicted model, not a curated record